This is a messenger RNA of Penicillium angulare, 285 nucleotides long. RefSeq lists its product as uncharacterized. The coding region runs from base 1 to 285 and encodes 94 amino acids. Gene Ontology annotation, molecular function: transmembrane transporter activity. The record is from RefSeq and is a predicted model, not a curated record. Lineage: Eukaryota; Fungi; Ascomycota; Eurotiomycetes; Eurotiales; Aspergillaceae. The transcript is spliced from 2 exons. Gene Ontology annotation, cellular component: membrane.
AUGGUUGCCCGAGUACUGUUGGGGUUGCAGUCUCCCUUUUUCCCAGGUGCACUCUAUAUUCUGUUGGUCAGCUCUUGGUAUAAGCCACAAGAAAUUGCACCUCGCGUUGCAAUUCUCUAUUGUGGCAACACAAUUGCAAAUGGAUUUGGUGGACUACUCGCAGCUGGUAUCUUGAAUGGUCUAAAUGGCGCCGGAGGUCUUGCCGGUUGGAGGUUCGCAAUUCUCCUUCCAUUGUCCAAAAGCUUUGAAGCUAAUGAAAUACGAAAGGUGCCUGUUCAUUAUUGA